GGAAGCCAAAUGUGAAGACACUUUUUCUAGGUCCGCGAAACAAACAAAUUUCUUGCAAUCGAAGGUACCUUUGGUUUUUUUUUUUUCGGGCUUCUCUCUCUGUUUCUUCUCCCUCAAUCCAACACCCAUCUGCCAACUUUUUCUGGGUAUUGUUCGUUUUCGUCGCAAGCAAGCGUUUUCUGAGUAAUCUCAGCCCUAGCACCUGUAAGGAAAUCUAUGGGUCGUGAAUCUGCUGCUCUUGUGUCUUCGCCGCCGCCGACUACGCCGGGCUCCGCCGCGUCGGCGACGGCUUUGGCUCCCGGCUUCCGAUUUCAUCCGACGGACGAGGAACUCGUCAGUUAUUACUUGAAGAGGAAGGUUCAGAAUAAACCCGUGCGGUUCAAUGCGAUUGGGGAGGUCGAUAUCUACAAGCACGAGCCCUGGGAGUUAGCAGUGUACUCGAAGUUAAAGACAAGAGAUCAGGAAUGGUACUUCUUCAGUGCGUUGGAUAAGAAGUAUGGAAACGGUGCUAGAAUGAACCGGGCAACGAACAAAGGUUACUGGAAAGCUACUGGAAAAGACAGGGAAAUUCGUCGUGAUAACCAGCUGAUUGGGAUGAAGAAGACCCUUGUGUUUCACAGUGGGCGUGCCCCCGAUGGGCUGAGGACCAAUUGGGUCAUGCACGAGUAUCGCCUCGUUGAAUAUGAAGUGGAAAAGAUCGGAAGCAUGCAGCAAGAUGCUUAUGUGUUGUGCAGAGUAUUUCACAAGAACAACAUCGGGCCACCAAGUGGAAAUCGUUAUGCACCGUUCUUGGAAGAAGAGUGGAAUGAUGGAGGAAUGGCUCUGAUCCUGGGAGAAGAUGUGAGGAUCACGGGGGAGCCAGUUCCAGUUGCCGGCACUAAUGAGGAUGAGCAGGAGAUUCAGUCCAUGAGCAAGGAUCUCAUCAACAUCAACGAGCUCCCGAGAGAGACUCAGAUCGAUAAUGAACACACGAGAGUUGUUCCUAACCGACAGCAACAUCAUCAUGAUGAUACUCCCAAGCUGCAAGAGAAAGACAACUCGCUAAAGCAUGAUCGCCCGCAAGAAGACUGUCCUCCCCUUUGUGUCCUGAACAAAGAAGCGCCCUUACCCCUCCUCCAAUACAAACGGAGACGCCAAAACGACUCAAUGGGCAACUCCCACAACUCAAGCCGAACCACCCAAGACCAUUGCUCAUCCACAACGACUUUCGACAAUACCUUGACAUCAUCUGCUGCCACCAACACUGCCAUCUCUGCUCUGCUUGAAUUCUCCCUAAUGGGAACCACUGAUAAGAAAGAGACCCCACCACCAUUGCCAUUGCCACCUCAGAAGGUACCUUCUCCUCUGACUCCUCCAUCAAACAAACCCGACAACAACAACAAAGACGAGCAGGGAGCUAUUUUGAUGCCGGCGAACUGCACCAAGCUGAUCAACGAUCUGCAGAAGGAGAUUCACCAGAUGUCGGUAGAGAGAGAGACGUUCAAGCUGGAAAUGAUGAGUGCUGAGGCAAUGAUCAGCAUUCUUCAGUCAAGGAUCGAUGCUCUGCGUCAGGAGAAUGAGGAGCUUAGGAAGAACAUCAAGGGGCAAUGCUCUUAAAGACCCGCAAGUUAUCAGGUUCCCCCCUUCUGUUUCUUACCCGUCGCUGUAAUCUCCCUAAGUUAUGUCCCGGAAGAGCUUCCGGGCCGUAAUCCCUAUGAGUUAGUGAACUGCCCUCUUUGUUUUAUGGGUUGGAACGGAUCUGAGAUGGGAAGUGAAUCUCUGUUGUAUAAGUAGUAGGAUAAGAAGGACAGAGGCUGUCUGUGUCUUUGAUUCUCCAUGGUGUUUCAGGGAAACAUUUGCAAGUUGGUCUUAUUGUCAUAUAUUCUAUGUAGUUUGUUCAGACCAGAACUCAGAAAUCUUUCCUUCUGUUCACUUGCCGUUUUGAGUAGUUACAGUCUCCAUUA
Tarenaya hassleriana is the source of this 1943-nucleotide messenger RNA. Its product is annotated as NAC domain-containing protein 4. Gene Ontology annotation, biological process: regulation of DNA-templated transcription. Gene Ontology annotation, molecular function: DNA binding. NCBI's taxonomy places the organism in Eukaryota, Viridiplantae, Streptophyta, Magnoliopsida, Brassicales, Cleomaceae. The transcript is spliced from 4 exons. The coding region runs from base 217 to 1596 and encodes 459 amino acids. The record is from RefSeq and is a predicted model, not a curated record.